AUGGAGAAGGUUCAGUUCGACGAUGUGAUUCACUACAAGGAUAAUUUUUAUGGCAUAACUUGCGAAGGGGAAGUUGCUAGUUUUGAUCUUGAAAAUCCGCACUUAAAGAUGGUAGCAAGUAGAGUUUCAAACGAAGAGGAAGAUGAAGAUGAAGAAGAAGAGUUUUGUGGCAAAUAUUAUCUAGUGGAAUGUUGUGGACAACUUUUACAAAUUAAAAGGUAUUUGGCUAACACAUGUAGUGACUUUAUUCGUUUGACGAGUGGGUUCAAAGUUUUCAAAUUAAGCCAUAAUAGAGGAGAUAAGUGGGUCGAGAUGGAAAGUUUAGGUCAUGAUGUGGCUAUAUUUUUAGGUGACAAUAGCUCUGUAUCGGUUUUAGCUCCAAAUAUUGAUGGAUACAAAGGAAAUUGUUUAUAUUUCACCGAGGACAAAGAUACUCUUGAUAUUGGUUACUUGGGACCUUCGGACAUGGGUCUCUAUGAUUUUGAGAAUAAAAGCUUCACACGACAUUUCGACAUGGACGCAACAAAUUUUUUGAAUUUACAAAAGCGACCUCUUUGGAUUUUACCCACACUACAUUUGUGUUAA
Molecule: messenger RNA, 585 nt
Organism: Humulus lupulus (European hop)
Lineage: Eukaryota; Viridiplantae; Streptophyta; Magnoliopsida; Rosales; Cannabaceae
Exons: 1
Coding region: 1-585 (194 amino acids)
Source: RefSeq, a predicted model, not a curated record